AUGGCUCACAAAGACCGUGUGGCUGUCAUAAAGGCUAGCAACACUACAGGUUUUAUGCUUAAGCCAGGCCUUAUUUAUAAAGCCAAAAAUCCACGGGCAUUAAAAAACAGAAAUACGGCUGUGUUGAUCGUCUUCUGGAUGCAUAACUCCAAGGCCUGGAUAACGAAAGCUCUGACCCUUGAAUGGAUUCUCCAUUGCUUCAUUCCACAACUGAAGCUGUAUCUGGCUGAAAAGGGCCUCCCUUUUAAAGUCCUUCUCCUGAUGGACUGUGCAGGAGGCCAUGCAACGGACCUGCAAUAUGACGGUGUGCAGAUAGAGUUUCUGCCCCCGAACACUACAUCUCUAAUCAAUCUCAGCCGAUGGAUCAAGGUAUCAUUCGUGCCUUUAAGGCACUCUACACUCGCUCCACGAUGGAGGGCUUCAUCUCGGCAGUUGACGAUGCCAAUGACGAAUUAA
This is a messenger RNA of Stegodyphus dumicola, 456 nucleotides long. RefSeq names its product tigger transposable element-derived protein 1-like. The record is from RefSeq and is a predicted model, not a curated record. NCBI's taxonomy places the organism in Eukaryota, Metazoa, Arthropoda, Arachnida, Araneae, Eresidae.